Eremothecium gossypii ATCC 10895 is the source of this 1317-nucleotide messenger RNA. It is a transcript of the gene LEO1, whose product is annotated as Paf1-complex subunit LEO1. Bases 1 to 1317 code for a protein of 438 amino acids. The record is from RefSeq and is marked provisional. Gene Ontology annotation, molecular function: RNA polymerase II C-terminal domain phosphoserine binding. The transcript has a single exon. NCBI's taxonomy places the organism in Eukaryota, Fungi, Ascomycota, Saccharomycetes, Saccharomycetales, Saccharomycetaceae. Gene Ontology annotation, cellular component: Cdc73/Paf1 complex; nucleus. Gene Ontology annotation, biological process: positive regulation of transcription elongation by RNA polymerase II; transcription elongation by RNA polymerase II.
AUGGCUGAGGAACAGAGAGAUGCGCUCACAGAGAGUGCCGAGCUGAGUGAGCAAAAACUGGAGGAUGGCUUCACCUCAGACCAAGGCGGAAGCAGCGCGAACGAGAACGACUUGUUUGGAGAGGACUCGGAUGUCUCGGGCAGCGACGACGCCGAUGAAGCCGACGAUGGGGCAAGCGAGGACAGCGGGAGCAGGCGGUCGCGGGGAACAGGGCAUGGACUGGGCGCGGAGGACAACGAAGAACAGGAAAUGUACAACCGGAAGUUCUACGGCGAUGACCUGCAGCAGGCCUCAGAUCUAUCGGAUGAGGACGAGGCGCGGGAGAUAAAGGAGGCGGACCUGGAGCUGGUGAAGCACGUUGUGCCCUACUAUACAACAAGCCACUCGAAGGAAGAGACUAUAUACUACACCAAAGUGCCGCAGUUUCUAACGAUCGAUCCCGUGCCCUUCGACCCGCCCAGCUUUCAGGGGCAGAUAGAAAAGCGGAUGGCCCGCUUUUCGUCGAAAGAGGACCAGCUGGGAGACAGCCUGAUCGACGAGAACACGAUCAGAUGGCGCUAUUCCCGCGGCAGUGACCAGCGCGUUUUCAAGGAAUCCAACGCGCAAGUCAUUGAGUGGUCCGAUGGCACGCUGUCGCUCAAACUGGGCGACGAGUACACAGACAUUCUGACCAACGAGAUCGAGAACACGUAUCUCACGGUCUCGCACGAGCAGCAGGAAAUCAUGCAGUGCGUCGAAGGCGGCACCAUCUCGAACUCCAUGCUCUUCAUACCCACCUCUACAAACUCCAAGAUACACAAGCGUCUGACAAAGGCCAUCGCCAGGCGAGAGGCGCGCGAGCAUUCCGGGCCCUCCACGUAUAUUGUCCGCAAGGACCCCGAGCUAGAAAAGAGAGAACUACAAAAGAAGCAUGACCAGGUACUGCGAGAGCGCAGAAAACGACAGCUCAAGGAGCAGCUGGACCGCGACAAUCUGGAGGGAGGCCUCGCGCAGGGCUCCUUCGAGUUCAAGAAGGCUGCUGGGCGCGCCGCCCCAUACUCCCGCUCCAUGGAAGACGAGUACGAUGACGAAGACGGCUUUAUCGAUGACGACGACGACCUCGAAGCGCUGUCGGAUAACGACGACGCCGCUGACAGUCUGCCGGGCAGCCCGACUGCCUCGCAGGAUGAGGAGGAUGACCUAAACGCCGCGCGUCUGCAGCAGCUGAAACGCGAGGGCGCAGCCAAGUACGCUGCUGCCCCGCCGGCCCCGCGCGCAGAUGAAGAGGUCGCUCUCAAGCGUCGCAAGGUGGCUGUUCUCGACUCAGACGACGAGUAG